Messenger RNA from Neoarthrinium moseri, 762 nucleotides. RefSeq lists its product as uncharacterized. Bases 1 to 762 code for a protein of 253 amino acids. The transcript is spliced from 2 exons. The record is from RefSeq and is a predicted model, not a curated record. Lineage: Eukaryota; Fungi; Ascomycota; Sordariomycetes; Amphisphaeriales; Apiosporaceae.
AUGACCGUGACCACGGUUCCUGCCUCGGCGUCUCCUCGAGCCUCCACAGACCCGUCCUUCUCAUCCCUUUCAAACCCACCGCCGACGACGACGACGACGACGACAUCGCAACAUCCCCACCACCGCCAGCACCGCCGUCCACGAUCCCAGACACCGCCCCGCCCGGGCCGCGGCCCAGACGGCGGCCCGCCGGCGGACGACCAAGACGUCUACGUCCUGACGCUCCUCACGGACCCGGGCCUCCAGGCCCACAUGUCCGGGCUGCGCCGGCGCUACUUCCCGCCCGCCCGCCUCAAGGUCGACGCCCACGUCACGCUGUUCCACGCGCUGCCGGGUGCGCGGCUGGGCGAGCUGCGGCGCGACCUCGCGGGCCUCGCGGGCGCGACGCAGCGGUUCGGUAUGUGCGUCGCCCGCGAGGGCGUGUUCCGCAUGGGCAGGGGCGUCGGAGUCGGGGUUGAUGCGCGGGCCGGGGAGCGGGCUCGCGGGCUGAGGGAGGGCUUGAGAUCGAAGUGGGAGCCGUGGCUCAGCGACCAGGACCGCAGGAAGGCGUGGAACGGCCACUACACGGUGAUGAAUAAGGAGAACGACUCUGAGAAGGUGGAGGUGUGCUUGGAGCAGUUGAAGGGUGGGUUAUCUGACAGCACGGGCGAGGUCAGGGGGCUGAGGCUGUGGCGCUACGAUAGGGGGUGGUGGAGGGAGGCCGAGGAUUUUUUAUUCAGGGGUAUGCAAGAUACGGAUGGGGAUGGUAUGGGGCAAAGGUGA